GAGCGCGGGUGAGGGCAGAAAACUUCUGUAAAGACCCCUACCUCUCUGGCUCCCUAGGAAACUUUACAAAAUACCCCUCCUCCCUGGUUUCCUCGUCGACGACGCCUCCUCAUCUCCGGCAAUGGCGACCGCCGGCAAGCCCGCGACCUCUGUCCUCCCUCCCACAACGCCCUACUCUUCCUCCCGCGCGCUGGAUUCAGUACACUUCUCCUCUGGUAACCCCCGCAUCGAGGAGACCCGCGGCGUCGUCGUCCUCCAUCCCGACCCGCGCGCUGCCGCUGCCUCCUCGCCAGACUUCCCGGUGGGGAGGAAGCCGCGGGUGUGCGUGCUGGCCGUGCCCAACCACAUGACCUACGCCGACUUCUGCCGCUUCUGCGGCGCCUUCGUCCCCCACACGCUCGAGAUGCGCAUUGUCAGGAUUGAUGGGGCGGAUGACCAGUACAGUGUUCUUAUAAAGUUCAACACUCAGAGGUCCGCAGAUAGCUUUUAUAAGCAUUUCAAUGGAAAGCAGUUCUCUUCGCUGGAGGGGGGUGUUUGUUAUGUCCGUUUUGUUGAAGAUGUGCACUACACUGCUUUGAUCGAGCAUGCACAUAGCUCAGUUACAAGCUCGUCUGAGCAACCUACAUGUCCAGUAUGUCUUGAACGACUUGACCAAGAUCCUGGAGGUAUUCUCACUACAAUCUGCAAUCAUUCUUUCCAUUGCUCGUGCAUAUCGAAAUGGACAGACUCUUCAUGCCCAGUCUGUAGAUAUUGUCAGCAGCAACCAGAGAAAUCCAUGUGUUCUAUUUGCGGAACUUCGGAAAAUCUUUGGAUUUGUGUAAUAUGUGGCCAUGUCGGCUGUGGAAGGUACAAAGGCGGCCAUGCUAUUGAACACUGGAAAGAAACUCAACAUUGCUAUUCACUUGAAUUAGAGACACAGAAAGUUUGGGACUAUGCUGGGGACAACUAUGUCCAUCGGCUUAUUCAGUCAAAAACAGAUGGAAAGCUAGUUGAGUACAAUUGCCAUGGUGAUCACGCAGCAGAUAGCACGUGCUCAAUAUGCAGUGGUGAUGCCGGAAUGAGUGAAGCUCUACUGAACAGUAAAGUUGAAGCUAUUGUUGAAGAGUACAAUGAUCUCCUCACAUCUCAACUUGAAAAGCAAAGAAAUUACUAUGAGUCACUUCUGCUAGAAGUCAAAGAGGAAAAUGAGAAAGAAAUUUCUGCUGCUACUGAGAAAGCUGUGAGCAUAAAAAUCCAAAAGUUACAAGCAAAGCUUGACAAGUGCAUAGAAGAGAAAAGGUUUCUUGAUGAUAUUAAUGACAACCUUGUCAAGAAUCUGGAGAUGUGGAAAGGAAAGAUACAGAAAAGAAAAGCGAGGGAGCAAGCUGCCAUUAGAUUAAAAGAUGAAAAGAUUGAAAAGCUGGAAGAUGAGCUAAGAGAUUUGAUGUCCCAUUUCGAGUGUCAAGAUGCUGUUGCACACGCUCCUGACUAGAUCUCAAGUGAUAUAGAAGGGGGCACGAUUCUUCCGUUAGCAUCUGCAUUACACUCAAGCAGCAGCAGCAGCAGCCCAGUUCAUGGCACGAGAAAGCGGAAGUGAGAUCUGCCGCUGCGCUUUUAUGAAUGAUGUUUGAAUGUUAGGGACCUAGGCAAUAAACACUCCAGCUCACAGAUUCAGAUCCAUACCACUAUUAGGGUUAACAGUGUAAUUAAGUCCUGUGCGACUCUGACGGUAUGACCUCAGCCCAAAAUUUAUCCACUGAGGGACGCAAAGGGAAAUGAAAGGUACUGGUACAGUUGUGAAGCAUUUUUUUGCGUACUAACGUGUGUGACAUGCCCGUGUAUUUUGUUCUAUUUUCUGA
Molecule: messenger RNA, 1838 nt
Organism: Phragmites australis (common reed)
Lineage: Eukaryota; Viridiplantae; Streptophyta; Magnoliopsida; Poales; Poaceae
Product: BRAP2 RING ZnF UBP domain-containing protein 2-like
Exons: 13
Coding region: 122-1471 (449 amino acids)
Biological process (GO): protein ubiquitination; Ras protein signal transduction
Cellular component (GO): cytoplasm
Molecular function (GO): zinc ion binding; ubiquitin protein ligase activity
Source: RefSeq, a predicted model, not a curated record